AUGGCCGGCUCUCAAUUCUGGCUGCUAUUCCGCAAAGACCUGCGGUUGAUGUGGAGGAACAAGCUGUGGACGGUGUUCGAGAUCGUGAUCCCGCUAAUCCUCGCCGCGCCCCUCGUCUUCACGUAUCUGUCCGCGGAGGAUAAGCUGGCGCCUGUUGAUUAUCCGGCCAGUCCUGGGAAGUCCUGGCAACUCGACGGGAUGAAUCUGACUUGUGACGACGUCAUCUAUACG
Mesorhabditis spiculigera is the source of this 231-nucleotide messenger RNA. Lineage: Eukaryota; Metazoa; Nematoda; Chromadorea; Rhabditida; Rhabditidae. The record is from the annotation of a GenBank genome assembly.